CUAACAAAGUAAGCAGAGUUUGAUAUCAUAACUACCUGAUGAUGCGAUACGACGAUCAAACAGCAAAUUGACAUUAAAAUAAGCAAAUGAAUGGUUAAGCACAGAACUAUUAAAGCCAUAACUGAGGAUCGUGAGCAGUUGGAGGUGAAAAUAGCUAACCAAGCUCGUACCUUCUAAAAACAAAAGACAAAAUGAAGUUCGACGACAUUCUGAAGACGGUUGGUGAAUUUGGACGAUAUCAGCGGCGUCUCUAUAUCAUUGUGAUCAUCUUAAAGUUCUCAGUUUCCUGGGCCUCACUGGUAGUAGUGUUCCUCAAUGCAUCUGUCGACCACUGGUGUGCGAGCCCCGAAUGGACUCCUGGAUGUGAGCAGUAUGGACUUUCAGAAGAAGCUUGUGAACUGGCCCAGAAGGAAGGUAGCAUCCCAUCAAAUUACACGUCAGAUGGUGAGCUGGAGUACGCACAAUGUGAAAAAUAUAACGUGUCAGGAGUGGGAUUCUGGCCUGGGAUUGAUCCAGCCAAUUACAGCAGCGGAACGAUGUCAUGUGAUAGUGGAUGGGUCUAUGAUGACAGCCAAUAUAAGACGACGACAGUGACAGAUUUUGACCUUGUAUGUGGCAAGGAUGGCCUCACCCAGGUAUCUCAGUCUAUCUUCUAUGGAGGAUUCUUAGCGGGUUCUAUUUUCUUCGGCAUCCUUUCAGAUAUCAUUGGACGGUGGUGGUGUCUUCUCAUUGCGAACGUCAUCUCACUUGUUUCUGGAACUGCUCUUGCCUUUUCGCCCAAUUGGUGGUUCUUUGCUACCAUGCGUUUCUUUAUGGGGUUCGGUAACAUUGCUUUCAACCUUAUCCUGUAUGUCAUAGGUACCGAGUUUAUUGGGCCAUCUAAACGAAAUUUAGUUAUGUUAGCUGGGAUCAGCUACGCUGUUGGAUACAUGUUCCUUGCUCUGCCGGCAUACUACAUUCGAUCAUGGCGUACAUUGCAACUGGUCGUGACUGCACCUCUUCUGCCCAUGUUUAUCGCUUUCAUAUGGCUGCCUGAGUCUGCAAGAUGGCUUAUCUCUGUCGGGAAAUACGACAAGGCCGAAAAAAUUAUCAACAAGGUGGCCGAAGUCAACAGGGCCGAGCUCCCAAGCCCUCUUUUCACCAAAGAAUACACGACAGAGCAGGAUGAGAUCCGCAAGGCCCGUAGACCUACGGUAGUUGAUUUGGUUCGUACACCGAGAAUGAGAAUGAGGACAAUUAACAUGGUUUUUAUAUGGAUGGUGAAUUCGAUGGUUUACCACGGCUUGUCUCUGAAUAGCUCAAAUCUCGGCACCAAUGACUAUGUUGCAUUUGCUAUUUCUGGUGGCAUCGAGAUCCCAGCAUACCUUGUCGAUAUUGUCAUAGUCGAAGUUUUUGGUCGAAGGCUUAGUCUUUUCUUCUGUAUGAUGCUGGGAGGGCUGGCUUGUCUCUCAACUGCCUUCAUACCCCCUGGCGUUGGCCUAACGACCGUGGCUAUGAUCGGAAAGUUUGGAAUAUCUGGCUCAUUCACCAUUAUCUAUCUCUACACUAUGGAGAUUUACCCAACGAACAUCAGAGGCGUCGCUAUCGGCAACUGUUCUAUGUUCAGCAGAAUAGCAGGCAUAUUAGCUCCUCUUGUUCUCCUCCUCAGCAAGUAUUGGGACCCCCUUCCUCUUGUUAUCUACGGGUCUUUAUCCGUCAUGGCUUCUCUGGUUGCCCUAGCCUUGCCCGAGACACGAGGCAAGAAACUCCCAGAGACGCUGGAAGAAGGAGAACGAUUUGGCUUGAAAGAUGAUAUUGAUGAGAACUCCGAGGAACGAAAAUCCCAGGAUGAAGUUUACGAAGCUCAGGAAGAUAAAGACGUAUCGGAUGAGUUUAGAGACAGGAAGGACAUCACAAAUGGAGUCACUCACGACAAUCCCGUAUUCCAUAUGGAGGAAGAGAAAUAAAAGACCCUCUUAUCUCUUUACGCCUUAUUCUAAUAUCACGCGGCAAAACCGCGGCGGCUUUUUCUUUUUCUAUACUGACGUAAAGUACAGUGCGU
This is a messenger RNA of Strongylocentrotus purpuratus (purple sea urchin), 2041 nucleotides long. RefSeq names its product organic cation transporter protein. Gene Ontology annotation, molecular function: transmembrane transporter activity. Lineage: Eukaryota; Metazoa; Echinodermata; Echinoidea; Camarodonta; Strongylocentrotidae. The record is from RefSeq and is a predicted model, not a curated record. The coding region runs from base 192 to 1946 and encodes 584 amino acids. Gene Ontology annotation, cellular component: membrane. Gene Ontology annotation, biological process: transmembrane transport. The transcript has 11 exons.